This is a messenger RNA of Dimorphilus gyrociliatus, 1624 nucleotides long. The record is from the annotation of a GenBank genome assembly. NCBI's taxonomy places the organism in Eukaryota, Metazoa, Annelida, Polychaeta, Dinophilidae.
ACAUUCCGUUUCCUGCCUUCGAACUGUUUUGCAUUCUCUAUGAUAAUUCCGACCAACAGUAAAUUGUCCACUAACUGUAAGAAAUUGAAAAAUAUUGAGCGAUAAUAAGAAAAAGUCAUAAUUAUGUCUGGUUGUGACACUUUCGUUAGUCUACCUCCAGCAACGGGUGGCAAUUUUGUAGUAUUUGGAAAGAAUGCAGAUAGACCGGAUGAUGAAGUUCAAGAGGUCAUUUUCAUUUCUUCGAUAAUAAAUCCAGCUGGUGGCAAAGUUAAGUGCACCUAUAUUGAAGUUGAACAAGUGGAGAAAACCUAUGCGGUUGUCUUAAGUAAGCCAGCUUGGAUAUGGGGUGCAGAAAUGGGAGCGAACGAGAAAGGGGUAGCCAUCGGGAAUGAAGCUGUUUGGACUCAUAUGGGUGGUAAGGAAGAUUUACAAGAAAAACUACUGGGAAUGGACUUAUUGAGAUUGGGACUCGAAAGGGGUGGAACGGCUAGAGAGGCAUUGGAAGUCAUUACAAAUUUAUUAGAGCGUUACGGUCAAGGGGGGCCUUGUUCCGAACAAUUAGGCGGAAGCUCAUUUGCUUAUCAUAAUAGUUUCCUAAUUGCUGACCCUAAAGAGGCGUGGGUGUUGGAAACUGCUGGUAAUGUCUGGGCAGCCGAGUUAAUUAAGGAAGGCAUCCGUAAUAUUUCCAAUCAAUUAACCAUCAGAAAGAAUAUAACUCUGAAUUCCACAAACAUGAAAGAAAUAGCUAUAGAGAAGAAUCUUUGGAAUAAGGACGAUGGAGAGGAAUUCGAUUUUGCCAAAGUAUUUAGUUUUCAAUUCGAAGAAACCGAGCUAGGAGAUGGACAGCCAAAUUCUAGACAGUUAUGGGGAACGAAGUUAUUGAAAGAAGCAUCCGUAGAUGGCGUUACUGUAUCUAAAAUGAUGGAUAUUCUAAGGCAUAAGGAAUCUGGAAUUUGUAUGGAAGGUUGUUUUCGGUCGGCCGGAAGUCAAGUAUCUGUCUUAUCUGAAAAUUCUAUUCAUUUCUUUACUGCAACACCAAUACCUACAGAAUCAUUUUUUAAGCCAUUCGUGUUCGUUGAUAACAUAAAAUUCGGAAAUCUAACAAUCUCUCCAACUUAUAAAGAUGAUCCAGCAAAAGUAAAGCCGAGAUUUAGGAAAAGAGUUGAUAGACGUCACGAAUUAUGGAAAGGUCACGAUAAAUUGAUGGAACAAUUGUCUUGUUCCGACGAAGAGGAAGCGGAAAAGGGUCGGAAAUGUAUUGAAAAUUUGCGUGAGUUGGAAAAGAACUGUAUCAGUGAUAUCAUAGAAGCUGUUGAACAUGGAGAGGAGGCUUCAGCCAAGUUGGUUAACAUUUUUGAUCACAUGGUCCAAUUGGAGUUGAACUUUUACAGUCAAUUCGAUGCCGAAUAGUAAAUUACGAAAUGCUAUAGCCAUUAAAAAAAAUAGAAUAAAAAAACAUUCCAAUUGUGAACCAAUUAAACAACAAAGAGGAGAAUAACUCUUUUCUUUAUUUUCAUUUAUUGUUCCUCCCUCCCCUGUCCAAGUUGUAUUGAAAUUAAAAUGAUGAAUGUAUACUGUAUUACAUAUUGAAAAAUGAAAGAAAUAAAAUAUAUAUAUAAUCAGU